CAGUAGGCUCAUUUUCCCGGGCCAUCCCGGGAACUUGCAUGCCAUUCAUUCUGUCAUGGCGGACACAAAAGUGAAAGAAAAGGCUCUUGAAUAUGAUGCAUACUACAGUCAGAGCAGUGAGGGAGAGGAGGAGGAAGAAGAGGAUGAUAUUGGGUGGCAUUUUGAAGAGGAAACUGCUGAUUUCACAAAGAAAUACAAUGCAAUGAAGAAAGGAGAGACUCAGUCUAAUCCAAACGCUGCAAGGGGCACCUCACAUUGCUCCAACAAUCCUCUCAGGAAGUACGAGAACCUCAUCAACCUCGGCUCCUAUGCCCCGGCCCUUUCAUCCUCCAGUCUCAAUGCACUGGAAGGUCUUUGUCGUAAAACCGAGUCCUUGAGGGUCCGAUCUAAAGAUAAAUCCGACCGAGCGACCACAGAGCAGGUCCUAGACCCUCGGACUAGGAUGAUACUAUUCAAGUUACUGAGCCGCGGAUUGCUAAGCAACAUAAGUGGGUGUGUCAGUACUGGUAAAGAGGCCAAUGUUUAUUAUGCUGACAGUGCAACUGGCCCGUGUGCUGUUAAAGUAUACAAGACCUCCAUAUUGAUAUUCAAGGAUAGGGAUAGGUAUGUUAACGGGGAGUAUCGGUUUCGUCAUGGUUAUUCCAGGCACAACCCACGGAAGAUGGUCAGACUGUGGGCAGAGAAGGAAAUGCGUAAUUUGUCUCGUCUUCAUCAAAACGGAAUCGCUUGUCCUCGUCCGAUAAUCCUUCGUGGUCACGUUCUAGUGAUGAGCUUCCUUGGGUCUGGUGGUUGGCCACACCCUAAACUAAAAGACGCUAAUAUAACUGAUAAAGAAGCAAGGGAGCUAUACCUGGAGUGUGUCCUGAUAAUUCGUAAAUUAUUCUGGUCCUGUAAGCUGGUUCAUGCUGAUCUCAGUGAAUAUAACAUGUUGUAUGAUACAGCUAAUGGCUGUCUCUAUAUCAUUGAUGUGUCUCAAUCCGUUGAACAUGAUCACCCUCAUGCUCUAGAAUUUUUAAGGAAGGACUGUACCAACGUCACUGAGUUCUUUCGUAAAAAAGGUAUAGCAGUAAUGAAUGUUAAAUCUCUAUUUGAUUUUGUCACUGACGGUACAGUAACAGUUGAUAAUAUUGACCAGUAUAUUGAAGAGGCACAGAAAAGAGCAAUAGAAGAGAAAGGUACCAAUGAAGAUCAGGUUGAUGAUGCUGUUUUUAAGAAUAUAUACAUACCACAAUCAUUGCAUGAAGUAUCUCGUUAUGAGAGUGAUGUAUCUGAAGCUCAAACUGGUAGUAAGACUGACAUUGCUUAUCAGACCAUAACUGGUUUGAAACCUGAUCUCUCUGGCACACUACUAGUACCACAACUGCUUCAAAACGGCGAAGAGAAUAAGAGUGAUUUUAACAAUGUUCGUGAUCAAGAAAUCAAUGAUUUAUAUCAGGAAAGUGCUAAUGUUGAUCAAGAGAGUGGAGAUGAUUCAUCACAGAUCAGCAAUACUGAUGACAGUUCUAAUGAUGAGGAGAGUGUCUCUGGUGAUUGCUGGGAGGAGAGAGAGAAGCCAAGUAAAGAGGAAAUAUCAAGACAGCGUAAGGAGCACAAGGAGACGGUGAAGAAAGAAAAGAGAGAAAAGAGGAAGAACAAAAUACCAAAACACAUUAAGAAGAGAAAGGAGAAGGUUGCCAGACAAAAACAGUCAAAGAAAUAGCUUGUUAAAAUGUUAUUAAUAAUUGAAAAAAUGAUAAUAAUAAAUAUUAUUACUGAUAUUAAUUGUAUUUAUUUUGUGAUGCAUGAGUUUUUCCUAAGUGCAGCGAUUACAGUAUCCAUA
This is a messenger RNA of Amphimedon queenslandica, 1819 nucleotides long. Its product is annotated as serine/threonine-protein kinase RIO1-like. Gene Ontology annotation, molecular function: ATP binding; protein serine/threonine kinase activity. NCBI's taxonomy places the organism in Eukaryota, Metazoa, Porifera, Demospongiae, Haplosclerida, Niphatidae. The transcript is spliced from 2 exons. The record is from RefSeq and is a predicted model, not a curated record. The coding region runs from base 56 to 1699 and encodes 547 amino acids.